Messenger RNA from Sus scrofa (pig), 2044 nucleotides. It is a transcript of the gene TERF1, whose product is annotated as telomeric repeat binding factor 1. NCBI's taxonomy places the organism in Eukaryota, Metazoa, Chordata, Mammalia, Artiodactyla, Suidae. The record is from RefSeq and is a predicted model, not a curated record. Gene Ontology annotation, molecular function: double-stranded telomeric DNA binding; DNA binding, bending; ankyrin repeat binding. Gene Ontology annotation, cellular component: nuclear telomere cap complex; chromosome, telomeric region; nucleus. Gene Ontology annotation, biological process: negative regulation of telomeric D-loop disassembly; telomere maintenance via telomerase; negative regulation of DNA replication.
GAGCCAAUCGCCGGUCGGCGUCAGGAAGGUCUGAACGGCGCGAGCUGUUUAACAUGGCGGAGGGCACCCCCUCAGCGGCUCCGAGCCCGCGGGGUCGUGCGGAUGGCGAGGAUGCAGAGCUCCCGGAGGAGCAGAUGGCAGAAACGGCGAGAGAGGAUCAGGAGCAGUUUGAGUGCCAGGAACUGCUCGAGUGCCAGGUGCAGUUGGGGGCUCCCCCGGAAGAGGAGGACGCUGGCCUAGUGGCUGAGGCCGAGGCUGUUGCUGCUGGCUGGAUGCUGGAUUUCCUCUGCCUGUCCCUUUGCCGGGCGUUCCGUGACGGCCGCUCCGGCGACUUCCACCGGACCCGCGACAGCGCAGAGGCUCUUAUUCAUGGACUACCCAGUCUAACGGCUUAUCAACUGAGAACUGUAUACAUCUGUCAAUUUUUGACAAGAAUUGCAGCAGGAAAAACCCUUGAUGCACAGUUUGAAAGUGAUGAAAGAAUUACACCCUUGGAAUCAGCUCUGAUGAUUUGGGCUUCAAUUGAAAAGGAACAUGACAAGCUUCAUGAAGAAAUACAAAAUUUAAUUAAAAUUCAGGCUAUAGCCGUUUGCAUGGAAAAUGGAAACUUUAAGGAAGCAGAAGAAGUCUUUGAAAGAAUAUUUGGUGACCCAGAUUCUCAUAUGCCUUUUAAAAGAAAAUUACUUAUAAUAAUCUCUCAGAAAGAUACAUUUCAUCCCUUUUUUCAACACUUCAGCUACAACCACAUGAUGGAGAAAAUUAAGAGUUAUGUGAAUUGUGUGCUAAAUGAAAAAUCAUCCACCUUUCUAAUGAAGGCAGCAACAAAAGUAGUCGAAAGUAAAAGAGCAAGAACAACUUCUCAAGAUAAAACUAAUAGUAAUGAUACUGAAUUGGAAACUGAAGCUAAUUUGGAUAUAGGACAAAGUGUUAGUGAGAAACAGUCUGCGGUAACUGAAUCCUCAGGGGAUACAGUAUCCUUAUUGAGGUCUCACAAAAAUCUCUUCCUAUCUAAGCCAAAACAUGGAAACCAGCAACAAGAUUUUGAUAAGAAAGAGGAAAGAGUGGAAACUCUUCAAAGUGGAAGAAAGAAAAAAGAGAACAGUAGAAGAUCCACUGAAAACAAGAGAUUACGUGUUUUAAACAAUCAGCCUGUAACUCCUGAAAAACAUCGAUCUAGGAAAAAACAGGCAUGGCUUUGGGAAGAAGACAAGAACCUGCGAUCUGGUGUGAGGAAAUAUGGAGAGGGAAAUUGGUCUAAAAUACUGUCACAUUAUAAAUUCAACAACCGAACAAGUGUCAUGUUGAAAGACAGAUGGCGGACUAUGAAGAAGCUGAAGCUUAUCUGCUCAGACAGUGAAGACUGAAUGUGUUUGCAGAGCUUGAUAAAGUGCAAUUAAGCAUUUUGAUAACUGCAUUUUGUUUGAAACCCGGCGGUCAUUAAUGUAGCUUAAAUAUUUUUUUAAAGCAUUACAGUAUUUUUCUCUGGCACAGUCAUUUAGUAUGAGGAUCUGUGCUGUAAGAGUGAGCCUAUAUGCCAUCAUUGUAUUCUGUGAGAAUCUUUUCACUUUGAUAAGAAAUAAAUUUAUUGAAUCCUACUGAUUUCAGUACUCCUACCCCCAAAAGCUGUUCGAAUAAAAAAAAAAUGAAAACCUGUUAGAAAAAUAAAUUACUGUUAACUUAUUCUGUAUCUGUAGGCUGACUUCAACUCUGCAACACACAUAAAAAUGAAGUUUCUAAAUCAGUGAAUAAUAAUAGGCCUUUGACUUAAGGUGUAAUGAUUUGCUAUAUGGCCUUAUAUAUUAAUUAUUAGGACAUUUGUUGAUAGAAUGAUAAAUGUACAAAGUAAUCUGUGAGUUAUACUUAAAAUUUUCUUUUAGUAGUUUCAUAUAAAGGAAAAAACUUGAAAAAAAUAAUACCCGUAGACAAAGUUUAUACUAUUACUAACAGCUUAUGUCUCGUUUAGGUACAUCUGACUUUUGUUCUAGUGUUAAAACUUCAACAAAGAUGGUUUUAAAUAAAGCUUCUUAUAACCUGGUGCCAUAAA